GGUGUCAGCAGAUAUCACUCAGCUAUUGGUAUCGGUGGAGAAAUUUAGGAUUGGUGCAUCUUAAAACACCUAACUGGAAGCAAUUUUGAGAUAGUUAAGUUAAGAUGGUAUUUGGACCUAAAGAUUAUCUCAGGUUAGAAGAUCCUCAGAAAACUCAUGGUGUAUGUUUCUCUGGUAACUCGUUUACUGACACCAUGUGGCCUUUGCGUGAAACUGCUGAUAUGUUUUCAAAUAUAUGAUAAUGUGGGUAAUUUUUACAUUUACAAAUGAACAGUUUAGACAGCAUCAGUGCAUCUGCUUUUAAAUGUUUUGUCUGGAGAAGGUUGGUUGUAAAAUCACCCUAAACUUGGGAAAAUAUUUAAAGUUCUUGUGACAAGGAUGUAGAGAGAGAGAGAGAGAGAGAGAGAGAGUGAGUGAGAAAGAGAGAGAGGGCGAGAAUAUAUUUGUAUACACAACAUUUCAAAGCAUUGAAAAACGGGUGCCUCUGUUCACUGGAUAUUUAGUAAACACAAAAGCACCAAUAAAGCGAAGGAAACAAGUGCACAAAAGCAGAGGUUUGACAGAACAUUCAUGGAGCUCCUGGGAAACAUUCAAAGUACAAUGAUGACAAGACACCAAAAAGCUGAGGUAAUGAUUGCCGGAGAACAGCUAAGAUUACGACUACAUGAUAGCAAGUUGAUUAAGGACCACAGACACCAUUUGCGGACAUACCCGAAUUGUUUUGUGGCUCAGGAACUAAUUGAUUGGCUGAUUGCUCAUAAAGAAGUGCCUAAUCGAGAGACUGCUGUCCAGCUCAUGCAGCACCUCAUGGACCACGAUAUCAUUCAUCACGUGUGUGAUAAAUGGCCAGUGUUCAAAGACGCCAAAUACUUGUACAGAUUCAGAAAGGAUGAUGGCACAUUUCCUUUCAACAUAGAAGUUAAGAUCUUCAUGCGUGGACAGAGGCUGUAUGAAUAUCUGAUUACAAGCAAAGACUCCAUCUUGCAGCUAAGACAGGAAAAGGGAGUGGCUUAUGAACGUUCUUUUCCUGGUUACAUGUUAAUUGAUUGGCUGCUACAGAACGGUGAAGUAGAGAGUCGACGACAAGGACUAGAUCUCUGCAAGGCUUUACUGGAGCAUGGUAUCAUUCAGCAUGUCUCUCUGAAGCACCACUUUUUUGACAGCGGGCUGCUGUAUCAAUUCUGCAUUAACUUUCGCCGGCGGCGCCGUCUCUCUGAACUGUUGCAUGAGAUAGAGAAUGAAGAGGCUGGAUGUAUAACACAGCAUAACCAAGAAGACCAGGCUGACAGUCCCUUCACUCUGCGCAAAACUUCUCCAUCUGAGAGCAACAGUGACUUCUUAUCUGUUCAGCCUGCUGAUUUAAAUGUGCCUACAAAUGAACGCCAUGGAAGUUUGACCCACCAGCAGCACAGUUCACGUGGACACCCACUGACCGUUUCUCUUACUCCUGCUCUUGCAGUACGAAUCAAUCCAACAUCAGUGCUGAAAAGACAUGUAACCUGUGAGGAGCUGUUAUCUCCAGGUGCUCCUUAUAUAAAAAGAGUUCUUACGAUCAUUGGUGAUGACCUAGGCUGGGGCUUUGUAGUACGGGGAAAAUCACCUUGUUAUGUUCAGGCAGUGGACCCUGGAAGCCCUGCUGCGGCAGCAGGAGUUAAGGUGAUCAUAACACGUAAACACAAACACAAUUGCUUACGCAAUAGAAAUUUAGAAUCCAUCAUCAGCUUCAGCUGGUCUCCGAUUUUCUUUUCUUUUUUUUUCUUUUUUUUGCUUAGGUACGCCAGUUUGUGUGCCGAGUGAAUGGACGCAGUGUGCUUCACUUCGACUAUCCUGCUCUCUCAAAGCUGGUGAUGACUGGACCCCGUUUUGUUACUUUGGAAGUGAUGCAACCACUGGAUUAAUUCAGCAUAGUUGGAAUUAAAUAAUGUAUACAUUUGAAAUGAGUCACUAUGCGUAGUACUACAUGAAGGAUGUGCAAUAUUUUCCCCUCCAUAUAUGAUGUAAAUCUUCCAAUAUAUUAUCAUGAUAUAAUGAAUUUUUUUUAUUGUUAUUUUGAAGUUAAAAUAAACAAAUCAUUACUAAAAUCA
This is a messenger RNA of Ctenopharyngodon idella (grass carp), 2084 nucleotides long. RefSeq names its product DEP domain-containing mTOR-interacting protein. The record is from RefSeq and is a predicted model, not a curated record. Gene Ontology annotation, biological process: intracellular signal transduction. Gene Ontology annotation, molecular function: protein binding. Bases 571 to 1797 code for a protein of 408 amino acids. NCBI's taxonomy places the organism in Eukaryota, Metazoa, Chordata, Actinopteri, Cypriniformes, Xenocyprididae. The transcript is spliced from 8 exons.